UGUGGAGUUAACAGUUCGAGAAGCAAAAGAGAAAAUGAAACUCUUCGCUGCCCUUUCCUUCGCCUUGCUGGCUUUCGCCGCCGCCGAUGUUUCGCAUUUGCACAGUGGUUAUGACUAUCCUGUGCCACAACACCAUGAAGAGGUCAAGUCGGAGCCGAUAGUGCCGCAGAAUACGUACAUUCCACCAGCACCACCAGCGCCCCCAGCACCAGUUCAUGAGGCCGUGCACUCGCACCCAAUUGCUCCUCCUCCUCCUCCACCACCACCACAACCAAAAAAUAUCUACAUUCCACCUGCACCACCAGCGCCACCAGCUCCAGUAGCUCCAGUUCAUGAGGCCGUGCACUCACACCCAAUUGCUCCUCCUCCACCACCACCACCACCAGCUCCACAAAACUCCUACAUCCCACCUGCACCACCAGCGCCACCAGCUCCAGUAGCUCCAGUUCAUGAGGAAGUGCGCUCGCAUCCAAUUGCUCCUCCUCCACCACCACCAGCUCCACAAAACACCUACAUUCCUCCAGCAGCCGCUCCAGCUCCAGCUCCAGAGCCAUCCGCCACCCUUGAGGCUGACGGUUAUCACUACAAGACUGUUCGUCGCGUAGUCUACAGACACCGUUUCUAAGCUGUCAUCCCUUUCCAAUAACUUUUCCCUAUGGGAAGUGUACCUGAGUUCGUUCUGAUUCUAAAUCUAAAUAAAAGUUGUUAGUCUGUCAUAUAUAA
Messenger RNA from Bactrocera latifrons, 723 nucleotides. RefSeq names its product leucine-rich repeat extensin-like protein 3. Bases 35 to 625 code for a protein of 196 amino acids. The transcript is spliced from 3 exons. The record is from RefSeq and is a predicted model, not a curated record. Lineage: Eukaryota; Metazoa; Arthropoda; Insecta; Diptera; Tephritidae.